UCGCGAGCGGUACUGCAAUGGGUCUGAUUUCAACGGCUCUAUUCGUUAUUGCGGCCUUCUUGGGCCUGAUAUAUAUCUUCCUGAUCUGGAACUUUAACUAUUGGAAGAAGCGAGGCAUCCCAUCGGCCAAAUCAUGGCCAUUUGUUGGCAGUUUUCCCAGCGUUUUCACCCAGAAGCGGAACGUGGUCUACGACAUCGAUGAGAUUUAUGAACAGUACAAAAACACUGAUAGCAUCGUGGGAGUUUUCCAGACCAGAAUGCCACAACUCUUGGUAACAACUCCAGAGUACGCACACAAGGUUUUAGUCAGUGACUUCCGCAGCUUCCAUGACAAUGAGAUGUCCAAGUUUACCAACAAAAAGAAGGACAAGAUCUUGGCCAACAAUCCGUUCAUUCUGACUGGUGAAUCCUGGAAGGAGAGACGUGCUGAGGUCACACCCGGACUGUCGGCCAACCGGGUUAAAGCUGCCUACCCGGUCUCGCAACGCGUAUGUAAAAAGUUUGUCGAUUACAUCAAACGGCAGCUACUGAUGGCCUCCUCAGAUGGCCUUAAUGCCAAGGAUCUCUGCUUGUGUUAUACCACCGAAGUGGUAUCCGAUUGCGUCUUAGGAAUCUCAGCACAGAGUUUCACGGAUAAUCCCACUCCACUGGUCGGAAUGAUUAAACGCGUCUUCGAGCAGUCCUUUGGUUUCAUUUUUUAUACAGUGAUUGCCAAUCUAUGGCCACCAAUCCGAAACUUCUAUAGCGUUGGUCUCUUUGCCAAGGAUGUGGAGGAGUUCUUUUACGAUAUCAUGAGGAAGUGCAUCCAAAUGAGGAAGGAUAAUCCUGGUCAGCAGAGAGAUGACUUCCUUAACUACAUGUUGCAGUUGCAAGAAAAAAAGGGACUCGACGCCGUGGAGUUGACCUCACAUACCAUGACUUUUCUCACGGACGGAUUCGAGACCACUGCGCAAGUUCUAACCCACGUUCUUCUUUUGCUGGGCCGCAAUCCUGAGGAGCAGAGGAAGUUAAGGGAAGAAAUUGGAACCGCUGAGCUGACUUUCGAGGAGUUGAGUGAACUACCCUUCAUCGAGGCCUGUGUUAAUGAAACUCUACGCCUUUUCCCACCUCUACUGGCUGCCCGUAAGAUUGUAACCGAGCCUUACGAGUUUGUCAACAAAAAUGGAGUGAGUGUGAAAGUUUACCCGGGAGAUGUGGUCAUCAUUCCAUCCAACGCCAUUCAAUACGAUUCUCAAUACUACGAAGAUCCGCAGUCUUUCAAGCCUCAGCGUUUCCUGGUCGAUGGUGGAGCCAAGAAGUACAGAGAUCAGGGUAUCUUCUUUGGUUUCGGCGAUGGUCCUCGCAUUUGUCCAGGCAUGAGGUUUGCAGUCACCCAAAUUAAGGCCGCUCUAGUGGAAAUCGUAAGGAACUUUGACAUCAAGGUUAAUCCCAAAACACGCACGGAUAAUACCUUCGAUGAUACCUAUUUUAUGGCUGCCUUAAAGGGAGGAGUUUGGCUUAACUUUGUGGAGCGGAAAUAGUUUUUUAAUAUGAAAAAAAAAGCAUCUCAUCUUGAAAAAUGUAUUUUAUACUGAAAACUAGAGAUUAUAGUUCAGUUAAACUUCUGCAACAA
Molecule: messenger RNA, 1612 nt
Organism: Drosophila eugracilis
Lineage: Eukaryota; Metazoa; Arthropoda; Insecta; Diptera; Drosophilidae
Product: probable cytochrome P450 28d1
Exons: 6
Coding region: 18-1520 (500 amino acids)
Molecular function (GO): monooxygenase activity; oxidoreductase activity, acting on paired donors, with incorporation or reduction of molecular oxygen; heme binding
Source: RefSeq, a predicted model, not a curated record